Molecule: messenger RNA, 1426 nt
Organism: Prunus dulcis (almond)
Lineage: Eukaryota; Viridiplantae; Streptophyta; Magnoliopsida; Rosales; Rosaceae
Exons: 3
Coding region: 97-1389 (430 amino acids)
Source: RefSeq, a predicted model, not a curated record
GCCUUAAGCAAACAAGUUGUAUAUUAGCAUAGCCAGAAUGAUGUGGCGCCGAGCUAGAUCAGAGAGGGUGCAGGUUUAGGGUUUUACUUCCCGGGGAUGAUGUGGCGCCGAGCUAGAUCGAGCGCGGGUGUCAACAUCCGGAAGCUCUCUACCGCAGUACAACGUCGUAUCGAGGACGAGGGCGACUGGUCCUACGCCUCGGAAUGGUGGGGCACAGAAUCUGAAGGCCACACCGUCCUCCGAUCCACAUCCGACAAAGGCAACGGCGUCGUUUCAGUCGUCGCCUACCCUUCGUCAAAACCCAGUGAACUCCACUGGGCAUCAACGGAGAGAUGGCUACAGAAAAGGUACGAAGAGAUACAUGGAUGCCAUGAACAGAACGACAGAUUCAGAGUGCUCGGAUAUCAAUGGCGCGCUCUUCGCUUCAACGAUGACACUCGCCAAAGCACCGUCAAGGUUUUGGCUGCGUAUCGGCAAUCUGAACCUGGCGUUUUCGCCGUUAUGCAGCAGCCGCAUUGCUUGGCUGUUCCAUAUCUUAAGAGUAUGAUAUCAGCUGGGUUGGCUGCUAUAGCAUCUUGUGAUUACAAUCUCAUGGAUGCGGUGACUGGGAACGAAAGCAUGCGUAUUUUGUGCAUUGGCCAUGGUGGGGGAAGCUUGCCAUUGUUUUUGGCUAGUAUGAUUCAAGGUGCUGUUGUUGACAUAGUUGAAAUCGACCCCCUUGUUAUCUCGGCCUCAGUUAAAGCUAUGGGGUUUCCAGCUUUCUCAGUUGUUACUCCAUCGGGCAAGCGUGCUGUCUCAAAACCCGAUACCAUGGAUGAGGUUCUGUGGAAAGGCAUCCACGAGAGGCUGUUCCUCUAUGAGUCCGAUGCUGAGGAGUUCAUUCUCAACAACACCAGCUUGUACGAUAUGAUCUUCAUUGAUGCUUAUGAUGGCGAAGAUAUCUUCCCUCACAAGUUAUGGGAUCCACAUUCCCCAUUUUUAAAAGCUCUCAGCAAUCGGCUUUGCCCUGAACAUGGCACGGUUGUGGUGAACCUUCAUUCGGACACUGAGAUCUUGAACCCUGAUGGCUCUGCUCCAUCCGUUCUGCAGCAAACCGUGCCAAUGGGAAAGUACGUCUCGGGGGUUUGCCGGGCAUACAAGGACGUGGUAGUGGGUAAUGGAAGUAGUUGUGGAGGAAAAGAUUCUGGUUUGGGGUUUACUGUUUCAGUUCCUUGGGUGUGCAAUACGUCUCUGGUUGUCUGCAGAGGCUUUAGGGUUAAGGGUGGGCAUAGCAACAGAGAUGUAAUCAUGAACACUCUCAUAUCCAAAUCCUUUGAGCUGGAAAAUGUUCUCAACUUGCCAUUCUCUUGUUUGCAAUAUAUAAAGAGAGGUUUUAUGGUUGUUGAUUAAUUUCAUAACAAGUUUACUGAGGUUCUUCACAGUUUGA